AGAAAUGCUAGCCAGCUUUCCGUUCAGUCUUGGGUGCCUAACUAAUCUAACUAGCGCGCAGCUCUUCAUUGAUGCGUGAUUGGACUUCACUCCGAUCCUUUGCUUGUGCGUAAUCCCGCGUGCGUAGUCUUUCUCACAGAAAGUUCCGCUAAUAGUGCCGCCUAGAACGUCGUUUACGGUCAACACUCUCUCGAGUCAUAACUACACUACAUCCUAUACACAAAUGCGGCGUCAUCUCUUAACGGGGACGUCGUUACUACUGCCGCUCCUCACCGCGCUUCUGCUGUGCCACGCUGCGGAAGUUUCCGCAGAAGCAGUAUCCGCAGCGGCGGGACUUCCGCUCCCCCGCGCGUUCCGCGGUGGGAUAUUGCGGACUCUGCGGACACGCUUCCGCGGGCUUGCGGCGAACCGCACUGUGAAAGCGAUAAGCCGCGAAGGCCGGAGCUGCAGUAGAGAUUCCGCAGCGGAGGGCGGUGUGGUGCGGGGAUAUGCGGUGCUGUGCGGUGACGAUGCGGUAGAGGCGCAGGGGGAGGAGGAGGAGGAGGAAGAGGAGAGGUGGAGUAGAUUGGGGGGAGAUACGGAAGCGACCGACGGUGAGGAUGCGGGGAGGCUAACAGGGGACGGUGAUGCCGAGCGCACGCCCGAGGCGAUCGAGGGGCAAGGCGCGACAUACAGUGGAGAGGGGGAGGCAGGUUCAGGGGAGGGGGAGGCGCUGCCCUCAGUGUUUGAAGGGCCACAGCUGCCGCAUGUAGAUGGGCUCGUUACUGUUACAGGAGUUACCAGCACCGAGACAGACGAACAGGAGGAGCAGCAGGAGGAGCAGGAGGAGGAGGCGGAUGAGGCGGAGGGGGGAAGCAGGCGGAGCCGAAGGCUAUGGGGCGUAACCGGGCCUUACAGUUACAGUCCAUCCCACAGGUCGUCCCGGCACCAGCAGUGGCAGCAGCAGCUGCAGCAGCAGCGGGUGCAGAAACAGCGACGGGUAGAUGCCUUUCAAAGCAAGCAGCAGCAGCAGCAGCAGCAGCAGCAGCAGCAGUUGCAAUGGCAGGUGCAGGGGAAGAAGGGCAACGGAGCAGCCCCCGAGUGGGCGGUGCGGGAGCAGCAACGGUGGGAGCGGGACCAGCGGCCGCAGACAGCGGAGGAGAUCCAAAUGCAGGAGGCGCACUGGCGGCAGCAGCAGGCGCUGAUCGCCCCGCGGCUGCGGCAGUGGCGGCAGCAGGCGAAGCGACUGGUCAAAGCGAGCCGAGCCAAGGAGGCCGUGUGGGCGGCAGAGGCGAGGAGCAAAUGGGCGGCACAGGCGAGGGCCAUGGAGAGAGAGGAGAGAGAGCAGGGUCGGACAGGUCUGUUUGCCCAGGGGGAAGGGGUAGCUGAGGCGCAGGGCGUUGGGGAGGGGGACAGCGUGCGGGGGGACGGGGAUGCGAGUGGAUUUACUACUCGCACCGCGGCCGGUGGGACCGCAGGGGCCCCAGGAGCCACAGGGGCCACAGCGGGCGGUGGGCGGUACGCUGUGAUGACAGCGGACGACCUGGACGCCAUGAUGCCGGGCGGCACACUGUCGUGGCAGCGCCUUAAAGCCACCACUGCUGCCGUCAGCCCGCAAGGAUCCGCCAACCUCAGGAGAGACAAGAGAGUCGCCAGCCCCAAGGCAGCUGCCAGCCCGUGCUCGCCACGGCACAGCAGCCCGGUGAUCAAGGUGUUCUCCUCGUCCGACAUCGCCAAGCGCACGCGCUACUCCCCCUCGCAGACCGUCACCCUCGUCCUCUACCGCUCCAUCUCCCUCUCCCGCGGCCUCCUCUUCGGCUCCAACUUCUCCUGCACCAUCUUCCGCUCACGCACCCUCCCCUCGCGCCUCUCCCUCGCGCUCUCGCGGUCGGACGAGCCGGUACUGCGCGUGCACAACGCCAGCAACAUCCUGUUCAUCGGCAUCGGGCUGAGGAGCUCCGUCAAGAACAGCUCGCCCUUCUGCGAGUCGCUCCCCGAGUACGGCGCCCUGAUGGGGUACGAGAUCAUCUGCCCGGCACUGCACAUCUACCGCUCCUUUGGGAUUCAGUUCACACAGGCGCCGGUGCUGGGCCGCAUCGACGUGUUCCGGUCCGGAUACACCAAGCUGGACUCGCUCUUUGUGACGGCGCCGGGGACGUAUGAGCGGUCGCCGGGGGUGAUCCGCAUGGGCAUGUGCGGGCUCGGAAUGAACCUCACUUCCUCUAAGAAUGUGAUCACCAAUAAUGAUGUGUUCGGCGCCUGGGAGCUGGUGAACCUUUACCGCGGGUCCAUCGGAGUGAAGGUUCACAAUAAUUUCCUGCACGAUUAUUUGUUUGCGGGGUUCCGGUGCGGCGCGGACGUGCAUUAUUCGUGGGACUGCAUGCUGACGUCGGUGAAGAACAACUUUGUCUUCACGCCUCAGUCCAAGGGCCGCCUGACGUUUGACUCGGCGGGGAUCUACUUCUGCACGCACUGGUUCAACCCAGGCAGCACGGUUGCCUGCAACUAUGUGAUAGGAGGAGACCACUGCUACUACCUGGACUACUGCACAUCAGGGGUGGACAUAACGGGCGGCGUGUGCGCGCAGCUGUGGGACGGGGUGAAGCUCAACAAUGGCAAGCGCAACAAGAUCCGCAGCCUGCUCAUGGUCAGCCUGGGGCAGAGCCCCGGGUACAUCACGUGCCUCACCGUCACCAUCAACCACUGCGGGAAGGACCCCGGGACAUACUGGGAGCGCAUGCGGCAGCGCUACUACAACUCGCCUGAGAUCAACAAGCUAUGGCCGUGGAUGAAGCAUGUGUGCCAACAAACCCGCAUUGGCUCCCAGUCCUGCAACCCCAAGGGCCACCAGGCGCUCACCUCCAAGCAAACCGGCGCCUGCAGCGGCCUGCCCACUGAAAACGACGUGGAGCUCAUCGCAGUAGAUGCCGACACAAGCCGCUCGGACGAGUACCGGUACUGUGGGAGGGUGCCGGCCGCCAACAAGGUGAAUCGGCAGGUGCUCUACAGGUACACUGGUGAUGAAAUGCAGUUUAGAGAUUAUAAAAAUGGGGAUUACGGGGUAGAAGCGGGCUCGAUAGUGUAUAAGAAGCAUAAGGGGUUUGUUUCGUGUCCCAGAGGGCGAGUGGGGAUCACACCGGUGUCGGUCCAGACGUACUACAAGGACUGGAACAUUCCGGCUCCUACCUUCUACAAGAAGAUGGUUGCAUUGUCGUACAAUGUGAUAUACAAUAAGGAUAUGUAUUAGACCUGUACCAUUCUAUUCUAUUCAUUGACGUGUUUAGGUAGUUAUAUCUCUACUUCAUGUACCUUUUUUUUUUCACAGCUCUACCCUUCACCACGGACUUUGUUAUGUUGUUUACCUUUGCUACACUCAGCAGUUUAGAUGAUAUGACGCAUUAC
This is a messenger RNA of Closterium sp. NIES-67, 3381 nucleotides long. NCBI's taxonomy places the organism in Eukaryota, Viridiplantae, Streptophyta, Zygnematophyceae, Desmidiales, Closteriaceae. The record is from the annotation of a GenBank genome assembly.